Messenger RNA from Grus americana (Whooping crane), 5137 nucleotides. RefSeq names its product retinitis pigmentosa GTPase regulator (gene RPGR). Gene Ontology annotation, molecular function: ubiquitin protein ligase activity. Gene Ontology annotation, cellular component: photoreceptor outer segment. NCBI's taxonomy places the organism in Eukaryota, Metazoa, Chordata, Aves, Gruiformes, Gruidae. Bases 499 to 4431 code for a protein of 1310 amino acids. The record is from RefSeq and is a predicted model, not a curated record. The transcript has 16 exons. Gene Ontology annotation, biological process: protein ubiquitination; visual perception; ubiquitin-dependent protein catabolic process.
GACUCAGGUGCUGUUUUCACAUUUGGAAAAAGCAGAUUUGCAGAAGAUAUUCCUAGCAAGUUCUGGUUCAAAAAUGACAAGCCUGUACUUAUAUCAUGUGGAGAUGAACAUACCGCUAUUGUUACAGAUGGAGUUGGAUGAUACAGUGGAAUUACGGCCCUUGGUGAAUGACAUUGAACUGCAGUAACACCUGGAAUAAAAGCUCCAGAAGCGUAUGCUGAUAAUGAGUGUAUUGAGAAGGGUACAGACCUUGUGGGAAACCAGGAGCUUCUCGAAAUCCAUCUGAACCUGACCUGGAAGAGAUAAAGGACAAACAUCACUGAGGAAGGAGAAGUAUUUCAAGCAGAAUGCUGACAGUCCACUCCCAGCAUCUUCUAUAACUGCAGGCUUUGGAGAGCAAUUUAUCCAUCCUGUUGGGAGCUGGUGUGAAAGUAUCCAAGGCAGCUUGCUCACAUUUGAUCAAAGAGUCUGAUCCUGUUCACAAAGAGAAAAAAGGUGAUGACGGAAGACACAUUUUCUGAACUCAGAGCCCUGGAGAGAAUCGAAGCCCCAAUGCAAGAAGGGAAUGGUAAACUGUACAUGUUCGGCAGUAACAACUGGGGCCAAUUAGGACUAGGAUCAAAGAACACUGUCAGCAAACCAACAUGUGUUAAAGCUUUAAAACCAGAAAAAACAAAACUUGCUGUUUGUGGAAGAAACCACACUUUAGUUUACACAGAAAAAGGAAAUGUGUAUGCUGCUGGAGGUAACAGUGAAGGUCAGUUGGGAUUAGGUGACACAGAGGAAAGGACCACAUUUCAUUUAAUUAGUUUUUUUACCAACCAGCACAAGAUCAAACAGCUAGCAGCUGGAUCAUACACCUCAGCAGCAGUAACUGAGGAUGGGCAGCUUUUUGUGUGGGGCGACAAUUCGGAGGGUCAGAUUGGCUUGGCUGAUGAAGCCUGUGUCAGUGUCCCUUGUCAAGUGAAUGUUGGAAAACCUGUUUCCUCUGUAUCCUGUGGAUAUUAUCACUCUGCCUUGAUAACAGGAGAUGGUGAGCUCUAUACUUUUGGAGAACCUGAGAAUGGGAAACUGGGAUUAUUGCCUGAACAGCUGAAGAACAAUAGAGUCCCACAACCUGUACUGGGAAUUAUGGAAAAGGUUAAUAAGGUUGCUUGUGGUGGAGAACACACAGUGGUGCUGACAGAGACAGAUGUAUAUACUUUUGGACUUGGACAGUAUGGGCAGCUGGGACAUGGUACUUUUAUUUUUGAAACUUCAGUACCAAAGUCUGUGAAACACUUGAGGAGGCAUAAAAUAUGUAACAUUACCUGUGGGGAAAAUCAUACUGCUGUAAUUGCAGAGAAUGGACUCAUGUUUACUUUUGGAGAUGGGCGACAUGGCAAGUUAGGACUUGGAGAAGAGAAUUUUACAAAUCAGUUUGAUCCCACUCUGUGUUAUAAUUUCUUGAGGUUCACGGUCCUUUUGGUUGCUUGUGGUGGUUGUCACAUGCUAGUUUUUGCUGCUCCAAGACCUAAAGGAUCUGAAGAAAUAGUCUUAGAAGAUUUAUAUGAGAGCCGUUUGACUACUACUAUCUCUAAAAUGAGUGGAGACUCACUACUAACAAACACCUUACAACUAACAUCUGCACGCAUGCGACGUCGAGAGAGGGAAAAGUCACCAGAACAGUUUAUUCGAAUGGCGCGAACCCUACCUCCACUGGGAGAAGGCUUCCUAAGAUCUUCAUUGCCUGUGACAAGCAACACUAGCCCACUUUGUUUUUCUGCAAGAAGUCUUCCUAAAGCUGAACCUAUGAAGGAUAGACACCAUGAAAAAGAAAAGAAUCAUCAGAAAGAUAAACCUGGUGAAGGCUCUGCAGAAGAAGAUUCAGAUGAUGAAAAUAAUGACAGAAACCUUGGAGAUACAAGUGACAUCCUAAAUAUGACACAUGCAAUGAAAUUGAAUCCCAGUGACCAGUCCUUACAGUUAUCACCACUCCAGAAACAAAAGAAGAACAAAAAAAAUGUGAAACUGAAAAGAGAUGGUAAGGGUGGGCUGAAAAACAAGGAUUCUGAUUUCAUGAAGGAGGGCUCAAAAUUAGACUCUGGCUCUUUACAAAAGCUGUCUUCACUUUCAGAAUCACCGGGACAAGAUUUAGAAAAAAGUAGUGCCUUUGUAGGGAAGCCUGUGGCCAAAAAAAAUACAAUGAAAGGUAAAUCUGAGAAUGUACAAAGUGUUAGUACUUUCAAAAGUGAUGUUCAACAAAUUACUAGGGACAAAUGCAGAUUAGUGAAAAGGGAAAAAGAAUAUGUGGAAAAUCCUGAAUUUGUCAGAGAGGAGGUACCUUAUAAUCUUCCUGCUGAAAAACAAGUUCUGACUGAAAAAACAAAUUCUUCCAAUAAAAAGUCAAAAGCUGUUAAAUCAAAGCAAUCCCUUAAAAUAGAUGUACUUCCUUCUGCAUCCAGGCCCAAGACUGAUUCAUUAAUUGUACAAAAAUACAAUCCUGUUAAAAAGCAAAGAAGUCAAGAAGCAGUAGAAGGUCGAAACAAAAUAGAGGAUGUUGUUGAAAAAUCUGAUAAAUGUGAAAGAAUAUGCAUCAGAGGAAAAGAAAGUAGUGACAAGCAAAGGGUUUUUAAAAAAAAGGAUCAAUUUUUAAAACAAAUAGCUGUAACUAUGUCAUCAUCUUCAUCUGAGGAAAGCAGUAAUGGUCUUGCAAAAUAUGGACGUAAGAGUAGGGAAAAAGAGGAGGACUACUGUGAAGGCAGAGAAGUCCAGAAGGCAAUGAAAACAGCAGAAAACGUGGAAGAUUUGGACUUAGAAAAAGAAGACAGUGAGACUGAGGAAGCUACAAACAGCGAGAAAGAAUGUGUAGAAGAGACUGAUAUAAAAAGUCUGAAUGAGGAAGAAACAAACUCUGAAGCCAAAUCUGAUGAAGACAGGCAGUUAGAAAUUAAGAAUGAGGAGGCAUCUAUUCAAGAGCAGGAGAGUGAAGGCAGUGGAAAGGGUGAAAGUGGAAAAGAAAAACUAGAUGAAACAGUUGACAGUGAAGGUGAACUAGGGAAGGAAGAAGAAGAGAGUGAGGUUAAAAAAGACAGAUAUGAAGGUUCAGUAGAACAAGAUGAAGACGAAGAGGAAAAAGAUAAUGAGGAAGAAAAUGAAAGAGAGAAAUCACAGGCUGAACAAGAUGGUGAGAAUGAGGGUGCAGAAGAGAUUGAAGAGAUUAAUCAGGAAGAUGGCAAAGAGCAAGGAGAUGAGGAAGGCAGGUUGAUGGAGGAAGAAGAAAUGCUGAGUGAGGGAGAAGACAAGGAUAUGGAGGAGGAGGAGUAUGUGAAAGAGGAAGACACUGAAAAAGAAAAGGAGGAACAGGUUAAAAGUGAGGGAAGAGAUGAGAAUGAGGAAGGAGGUGAAGAUAGAGAGGGGGAGGAAGAAAAAGAGAUAGAGGCAGAAGAGGAAGGAGAAGAUGAAAAAGAAAGUGAAGAAGGAAACAAAGAAAGGGAGAAUGAAAAAGACGAAGGUGAAGAGGAGGAGUUAGAAGAAUCAUUGGCAGGAAUGGAAGAAGAUGAGGUAUCUGAAGAACGGGAAGAGGAAGAUGCCAAUAGGCCUAGGAAGGUGGGAGAGUGUGGAGUGGAAGAAGAAGGAGAAGAGGGGGAGGAUGAAGUGAAAGAGGAAAGAGAGGAUGAGGAGGAGGGAGAGGAAGGAGCAGAGGCAGAAGCAAAAGGGGAGGAGGGGGAAGAAGAUGAAAACGAGGAAGAGGAGUGGGAAAAUGAAGAAGAGGAAGGGGAAGAAGAAGGAGAAGAUGAAGAAGAGGGAGAAGAGGUGGAAGAAGAUGAGGGAGAGGGGGAGGAAGAAGAAGAGGGAGAAGAGGUGGAAGACGAUGAGGGAGAAGGGGAGGAAGAAGAAGAGGGAGAAGAGGUGGAAGACGAUGAGGGAGAAGGGGAGGAAGAAGAAGAGGGAGUGGACGAAGAAGAGGGAGAAGAGGGAGCGGAAGAAGGAGAGGGAGAAGAGGAAGUGGAGGGAGAAGAGGGAGUGGAGGAAGAAGAGGGAGAAGAGAGAGUGGAGGAAGAAGAGGGAGAGGAGGAAGAGGGAGGGGAGGAAGAAGAAGGGGAAGAGGGAGAAGAAGAAAAAGGGGAAGAGGGAGAGGAGGAACACGAAGGGGAAGAGGGAGAAGAAGGAGAAGAGGAGGAAGGGGAUGUGGGAGAGGAGGAAGAAGAGGAUGAAGGAGAGGAGGAAGAACAAGAGGAAGAGGAAAAAGCAAAAGGUAAAAGAAAACCUGAUAGUAAUAAGCUUCCACAAAAGAAGAGCAAAACCAGGAGGCCAGGGAAGAUGGAAAGUACUGCUUUACCAAACAGCUCUAAACAAAAAAUGAAAUCCAAACAGCACGUAGCAAAUGGUUUACAUAAUUCAGAACAAUUUUGGAACAAUGUGCUACCUCAUUAUUUAACACUAAAGUAGCACAGACUACUGGAGAUGCAUUUUAAGCCUAUUCAGGAAACUUUGGAACUAUGGCAGAUUGACUUUUAUUACUUAAUAUUUUUUUAAUGUAGUCAAAAUGUAUUAUUAUGCAUAUACUUUAAGUGCCAAUUUCUUGAAAAGGUCUGAAGGAAAUGUUUAGAUUUGGGAAGCUUUUAUAUAAAUUGUUGAUAAAGUCAUUCACACAAUCAUCUUUAUCAUGUAUGACACAGAUUUUAAAAAAUAAUUGCUGAGGAGGCAAAAUAUGUUUGCCUGUUAAUUAAAUUAUAAUGUCAUGCUGACAACAUGAAGUAUACAUUGUAACAGUGUAAUCUUCUUUGCCUUUGAAUCAGAUUUCUUAAGGUAAUGCAUCAGUUUUAGUGGCAGUACAGCUUACUUGUUAAUGUGCCUUAUUGUCGUGGUUUAACCCCAGACGGCAAAUAAGCCCCACGCAGCCACUCUCUCACUCCUCCCCACCAAGGGGACAGGCGAGAGAAUCAGAAGAGUAAAAGUGAGAAAACUCGUGGCUUGAGAUACAGGCAGUUUAAUAGGUAAAGCAAAAGCCGCGCACACCAGCAAAGCAAAGCAAGGGAUUUAUUCCCCACUUCCCAUGGGCAGGCAGGUGUUCAGCCAUCCCCAGGAAAGCAGGGCUCCAUCACGCCUGACGGGGACUUGGGAAGACAAACGCCAUCACUCCGAAUGUCCCCCC